Alternaria arborescens is the source of this 939-nucleotide messenger RNA. RefSeq lists its product as hypothetical. NCBI's taxonomy places the organism in Eukaryota, Fungi, Ascomycota, Dothideomycetes, Pleosporales, Pleosporaceae. Gene Ontology annotation, cellular component: peroxisome. The record is from RefSeq and is a predicted model, not a curated record. The coding region runs from base 1 to 939 and encodes 312 amino acids. The transcript has 3 exons.
AUGGGUAAAGAAUUGGGUCCUGGCGUCGGCUUUGAGUUUCCCUCGUAUGAGGUGAAAUGGCUCAAGCGCGACCUGCUGCUUUUUGCGAACAGCAUUGGCGCUACCUACCCAGAUGAGCUACACUUUCUCUACGAGCUCCAUCCCUCGUUUGCCGCCUUUCCGACUUAUCCUAUCAUCCUCCCUUUCAAGCACACGGACCAAGAAGUCAUUGACUUUUACGCGCGCAGCAAUGCAGAGCCUAUUGAAGGUGUUCCCAAGUUCGACACCAAGCACAUUCUCGAUGGCGAGCGCAAGAUCCAAGUCCUCAAACCACUUCCUGUAACAAGCGAUGGACGCAAGUUUGAGAUCAGGAGCAAGGUACUCGGUGUUUAUGACAAGGGCAAGGCUACCGUCGUGGAGACGGAACAACGCCUUGUUGAUGCUGAGAGUGGAGAGACCUACACCAGAGCUGUAGGCAGUGGCUUCUACGUUGGCCAGGGCGGUUGGGGUGGACCGAAGGGACCCAAACAGCCCAACUACCCUCCACCCUCGCGUAACCCCGACCACACCCAUGUCCAUCAAACCACAAUGGAGACAGCACACCUGUACCGUCUGAAUGGCGACUACAACCCUCUCCACGCCGACCCUGAGCCAGGCAAGAAGAUGGGCUUCGGUGGCCCCAUCAUUCACGGUCUGUUUUCCUGGAACAUGUCUGCACAUGCCAUCUUGAAAGCAUUUGGUGGCUCGAAACCUGAAAACUUGAAGGAGUUCCAGGCGAGAUUUGCGGCACCUGUCAAGCCAGGAGACAAGCUGAUUACGGACAUGUGGAGAACUGGCGAUAUAAAUGCUGACGGGUUGGAGGAGAUUAGGUUCAUCGUAAAGGUCGAGGGAGGUAAGACUGUUCUCACCAAUGGACGCGCGCUGGUCAAGUGCGAGGGUCAAGGCAAGGCGAAAUUGUAG